Phragmites australis (common reed) is the source of this 1647-nucleotide messenger RNA. RefSeq lists its product as uncharacterized. Lineage: Eukaryota; Viridiplantae; Streptophyta; Magnoliopsida; Poales; Poaceae. The transcript has 10 exons. Gene Ontology annotation, cellular component: cytoplasm. The coding region runs from base 113 to 1468 and encodes 451 amino acids. The record is from RefSeq and is a predicted model, not a curated record.
GCGCGUGCGCCGCGCCGAGAUAAUUGCAACACACUCCAAUCGAAGCGCUUCGUCCUCCGUUGGCCCGUGCUUCUCUUCCACAAUAUCCACUUGCCCUUUCACGCUCACACCCAUGGCGGCGCUCUGCUCCGCCUCCCCGGCCAUCUCUGCGGCGGCUUCUCUCGGGGUAUCCGCGCGCCGAGCCGCUUCCCUCCUCCGCCUGCGCCUGCGCCUGCGAGCUGCAGCGCGCUCCUACUCCACCGCCGCCGCCGCCGCACCGCGGGAGGCUGCGGCGGCGGCGGGGGCACCGUCGUGGCGAGCGCGCCAGCGAUUCACGGCGUCGGCGUCUGCUACGACGGAGGAGGAUGCCGGCGUAGAAACGAUGAUCCCGCCCGACAACCGCAUCCCCGCCACCAUCAUCACCGGAUUCCUCGGCUCCGGAAAGACAACUUUACUGAAUCACAUCUUGACUGCUCACCAUGGAAAGCGGAUUGCUGUAAUUGAGAAUGAGUUUGGAGAAGUUGAUAUUGAUGGUUCAUUAGUUGCUGCACAAACUGCUGGAGCUGAGGACAUAAUGAUGCUAAACAAUGGCUGCCUUUGCUGCACUGUGCGUGGUGAUUUAGUCCGUUUGAUUGGUGAAUUGGUUGACAAGAAGAAGGGGAAGUUUGAUCAUAUUGUUAUCGAAACCACAGGUUUAGCGAAUCCAGCACCCAUUAUACAGACAUUUUAUGCAGAAGAUGUAGUUUUUAAUGAUGUCAAGCUGGAUGGUGUUGUUACUUUAGUUGACGCAAAGCAUGCUAGAUUACAUUUAGAUGAAGUAAAGCCCAAGGGUAUAGUCAAUGAAGCAGUUCAGCAAAUUGCUUAUGCUGACAGAAUUAUAGUUAACAAGAUUGAUCUUGUCAAUGAACCUGAGGUUUCGUCCUUGGUUGAGCGUAUAAGGGGUAUCAACCGCAUGGCUAAUUUGAAACGAGCUGAGUAUGGCAAAGUUGAUUUGGAUUAUGUUCUUGGAAUUGGAGGAUUUGAUCUGGAGAGGAUUGAGAGUGCUGUCUCUGAAGAAUCACACGAAGACCACGCAGAACAUGAACAUGAGCACGACCAUCAUCAUCAUGACCAUCACCAUGACCAUCAUCACCAUCAUGAUCAUGAUCAUGGACAUGAUCAUCAUGCACAUGAUCACACCCAUGAUCCUGGCGUUUUUUCUGUGAGCAUUGUUUGUGAAGGGGAGAUGGAUCUUGAAAAGGCUGACAUGUGGUUGGGGAACCUACUUCUGGAACACAGUGAUGAUAUAUACAGGAUGAAAGGACUACUUUCUGUCAGUGGAAUGCCUCAGCGCUUCGUCUUUCAGGGUGUGCACGACAUUUUCCAGGGAUCUCCUGAGAGAAUGUGGGAGCCAAACGAGCCGCGCAUCAACAAGAUUGUGUUCAUCGGCAGGAACCUCAAUAAAGAAGAGCUGGAGAAGGGCUUCAAGGAUUGCCUCCUGAAGAAAUAAACUGAGACUUAACUUUUCUAAAUCUUUCUUACACACGGGAUGGAUCUCCAGCUUCAUGAUUUUGAGCUUUGUGGCUGCAGAACUUAUCCUUGAGAAACUGAACUAUGAACUAACAUGAAAUGCGUGAUGUAUAGAAUGGAUAACAUCAUUACAACCUUCCCAUCCUUUUAGUACGAUCA